AUGUACAUAUGAGUGUAUCUCUGUGUAUAUUAACGUGUUUGACGUCUCCCACCGUUAGACAACCGGUGUUUUUGUUUACAUCCCCGUAACCUAGUAGUUCGGCAAAAGAAAGCAAUAGAAGUAGUACCAGACUAUACAAAAUUUUUGUAAAGGUACUGAGGUGAUUUGCUCAACUAAACACUUUAAGGCUGUGCUCCAGCAUGACCAUAGUCCAAUGGCUGAACCAAGUAUAAGUUUACUAACAAAACUUUCAUUUUCAGCUACUUACUAAUAUAAACAGUUGCAAUUUGAGGAUUUUGUGCUACAUUUUUAUGAAAUUGAUCCGGCAAACCUACACUCAACAGUAACCGCCUUUAAGAAAGAAUUAAAAAAAAAAGGUUCCAAUGAGUAGUCUUCGAUGACGAAAAAAUGGAAUGGCCAGAGUUGGAGGGCUAUUACUCAUAAGGACAACUGGAUCUGAGCUGACAUUGGAGUUUAAUAAACAACAAACUAAAACAAGAUACAUACAACUUCAUACAUUACAAAACUACAUAGACAUGAGAAAAAAAACAAUCAUUAUAAAUAAAGUAAAAUAAGACAAAGUAGAAAAAAUCCCUCGAAAUGGCGACAAAAAACAAUAAAUAUAAAAAUAAGGCUUCAAGUUUACUUCAGGAUAACAAAGAAAUUAUUACAGUGACAUUACGAUGAAAAAAAAUCCUCCGAUGCUUUCAUUUAUUAUUUCCUUUGAACAGUACUUUGAUCGCAGGAGCUCCAGACUGGAUAUAUUACUUUUUCCCCUAAGACGGCAGAGUUGGAUAUGAGAAGGGUUUGACUUCUAUUUCUACUGGAUCGAGUGACUAGGUAAAAGCUCUCUGGUUUCUGAAAUGAAUUUUUGUUUUUGGACUGUUAGUUUACACGUGUUUGCUUAAUAACAUGUAAACGUUCAAAUCGACAUUGAGGUUAUCCAACAAGUCAAGCACGUCGUAGUGUUGUUGCUCUGACUUGACGCUUAUUCUUUCCACGACCCUCUGAGGCAUCAUGUUUAGCUGGAUGUGCGUUAGAUUGUGUCGAUUGUCUCGUUGCACGGCUCAUUCUGGACAUUUAUCAGGCCGACUGAAAAUCACAUAUAUAAACACUAGGAAUCUAUACGUUUCGAAUAAGUGUCUUCAGAAGAAAGACCGCCUCUACCUGAAAGCAAUCUAUGAACAACGGAAGGUUCAGUUAAAAGAUUAUGAUCUUCCUGCUAAUGUCAACAGAAAAGCAAUUUUUGCCAAUAAUGAAGUACAGCUUCAGGAAAUUGAAGUUUAUGGAUUUGACUAUGACUAUACAUUGGCAUCUUACACACCAGAAUUACAUGAUCUCAUCUAUGAUUUGGGCAGAGAUUCAUUGGUCUAUAAUAGUAAGUAUCCUGAGGGCCUGCGUGAAAUGAAAUAUGAUCCUAACUUUGCUGUCCGUGGACUUCACUAUGAUGUCCGAAAAGGUCUCUUAAUGAAAAUUGAUUCUUUCCAUCAUAUUAUGUUGGGAACUGUCUACAGAGGUCUGAGGUCAGUUGUUGAUGAGGAAGUGAAGGAGCUAUAUGAUGGCACACAUGUACCGCUGGAGAGUAUGAAUACUUUCUAUGGAACGGGUUUAAUGCAUCAAUUGAUGGAUCUGUUUGCCCUUCCAGAAAUUACGCUGUUAGCAAAUGUUACUGAGUACUUCCUUCGUAACAGUAUUCCUUUUGACCCUGAAUAUGUCUUUCAUGAUGUCCGAUCUGCAGUACAAGACAUUCACUUAUCUGGUCAGCUACAUCAAGAAAUCAUGUCUAAUAUUGGGAAAUAUUUAGUUAAAGGCCCUGAAGUGUUGAUGUUGUUACAACGAUUGACUGAAGCUAACAAAAAAUUAUUUCUUAUUACAAACAGCGGCUUUCCUUUUGUAGAUGCUGGCAUGCGCUAUAUUGUUGGUCCUGAUUGGCAAAGCCUUUUUGAUGUUGUCAUCACCAAUGCAAGAAAGCCAAAAUUCUUUAAUGAAGCCACAAGACCUUUCCGUAUAUAUGAUGCUCACACUGGGACACAGUCUUGGGACCGUGUGCAUAGACUUGACAAAGGAAAGGUGUAUCAGCAGGGCAAUUUUUCACUUUUGCGACAGAUGACAGGAUGGUUUGGUUCAAAGGUGUUUUAUUUUGGUGAUCAUGUUUACAGUGACCUAGCAGAUGUUGCCCUGAGGCAUGGCUGGAGAACUGGAGCUAUCAUUCCUGAACUUGAGAAUGAAAUAGAUAAAAUCAAUGCCACAGACUACAAAGUAGCGGUCAGGUGGGGCAUGGUUCUGCAGCAAAUGAUAGAAUAUUGCCAGGAUACUACUGCUCUUGAAGACACGGAAAUUCUAAAAGAAUGGCUUCAUGAAAGAGACUUAGUGAGGGCAUAUGCCAAAGAGAUUUUCAACCCACAUUUUGGAAGCGUGUUCCGUACUCAUCACAAUCCUACGUAUUUUUCUCGGCGGCUCUCUCGUUUUGCUGAUUUAUACAUGUCUAAUUUGACCAACUUACUUCGCUAUUCAGUUGACCAUACUUUCUAUCCACGUCGGUUGGCAUUACCUCACGAAUCACAACCAUUUGCCAGUAUGUUUACAUGACAUGUGAUAUCAUAACCACUUUCGUUCUGCAUAUUGUGAUUAGCAAAAUAGGAAAACUUGGUAAGUGAUUUAGAUAUUUUAAGUUAGAUAUCUAAAUACAUUUUAUUUCCUUUGUUAGAAAAUAGCAUAAAACUUCAAAUUCUAUUUAAUGAAUGGAUACUAAAUUUAUGGAAUACAAAAUACAUAAUUUAGUUUUAAUAGUUCGAAUUCAAAAUAAUUAUUUCAUUUUUUUUUUAUUCCUUAACCAAGUUAUUACAGCAGUUAUUUUUACUUUCCUUUAGUUAGAAAUAACAGCCAAUUCUCCUUCAAGUCACAUCCUACUGUUUCAGAAAAGGACACAUCAAAUGAUAUGAUCCUGGGUUCAUUAUACUUCCAGAUGGCCAUAGCUGGAAUAAUUAUAGAUCUGCUCUAUCAGGAUUUACCUGAGGCUAAACAUCAAUACAACUAGCGUGAUGUUUCACUGCAGGUGGCUUUUACAUAGAUUUCCUAAACCUCAUGAUAUUUAGUUUCGUCAUUCUGUUUUGAGUAUUUAGAUUCCACAUGCUUUUUCUCAAAAUAUACACUAGUCAUGUACUAAUACUCAAAAAGCCUGUAUCCUCCUCCUCCUCCUACAUACUUUGUUUGUUGUUAGAAAUUAUUAUUAUUAUCAUUAUUAUUAUUAUUAUUAUUAUCAUUAUCAUUAGGGUGGUGAGCUGGCAGUAUUGUUAGCACACUGGACAAAAUGCUUAGUGGUAUUCCACCUGUCGCUCCAUUCUGAGUUCAAAUUUCACUGAGGGUUGAUAAAAAUAAGUACCAGUUGAAAACUGGGGUCGAUAUAAUUAACUCAUCCCCACUCCCAAAAUUGCUGCCCUUGUGGUAAAAUUUGAAACCAUUAUUAUUAUUGUUAUUAUUAGGGUGGUGUGAGCUGGCAGAAUCGUUAGCACACAGGAUGAAAUGUUUUGCAGUAUUUCAUCCGUUUUUAUAUUCUGAGUUCAAAUUCCACCGAGGUUGACUUUGCCUUUCUAUCUUUUUGGUGUUGAUAAAUUAAGUACCAGAGAAACACUGGGGUCAAAGUAAUCAACUUGUCCUCUCCUCUAAAAUUUCAGGCCUUGUGCCUUUAGUAGAAGGAAUUAUUAUUAUUAUUAUUAUUAUUAUUAAGGCAACAAGCUGACAGAACUAUUAAUGGAUGAACAGUAAAGUUGACCUUGGCAGAAUUUGAACUCAGAAUGUAGAGACUGACAAAAUGCUGCUAAACAUUUUGCCUGACAUGCUAACGAGUCUGCCAGCUUGCCACCUUUCCUAUAAUAAUAAUAAUAAUAAUAAUCAUCAAAAGUUGGAUAUAGUUUAGAGUUUUUAAAGUUUAAAGGAUCCCAUCACAUAGAUAGUGUGUGCUAACUGGGGCAAUCAUUGAGUUUAAUACACACACACACGGGCUUCCAAGCUUAUACAGCAGACCCAUAAGUGCUGUCCUGUAAGAGUGUUGCUUGGGGCAGGCUGCCCCUUCCCUAAAGCUUUGCCACUAAAAGGAUCACAUUUAGAGAGGAAAACCAUUAGAAAACUGGAAAAAUGUAGUUAUUUAUAUCCCAUACAUGCAACAUAUCUAUCUAUAUAUAUAUAUAUAUAAUGCUGUUGUCAUUUCAACUUUGCUAUAUGGCUGCAAAACCUGAACUAUGUCUAUAUCAUUGCGACAUUCAAAAAUUAGAAUGCUUUCACCACCAAAAGCUUCAUUCAAUCUUGAACAUCAAAUGGGAACACUAUGUGACCAACAACAAAGUCCUAGAAAGAACCAACAGUCAAAGCAUCAAAUUGCUGAUCAUGAAACACCAUCUUCGAUGGUCAGGACAUGUAACAAGAAUGGAAGAGUCAAGGUUCCCAUGCCAAGACUUACUCAACGAAAAGACCACAGGGCUGCCCUCUUCAAAUAUACAAAGACCAACUCAAAGCACUGAAUACCUCUGUACUUGAGCCUAAAUGGUUUGAAACACAAGCCUGAGACUAUACCAAGUGAUAGUGUUCCAUUAUCAUUGGAACCAAAAACUUCAAAGCCACCAGAAAAGAAAAAGAAGAAAUCAAAUGACAGGAAAAUCAUGCUUGACAAAAUUCAGCCUUGUCUUUCACCAGCAUUUCCAUGAGAUCAAUGCUAUUGACUCUUCAAGAAUUGGUCUACUUAGUCACCAACACCAUCACCAUUAAGGAAGUGUUCAGCAAAAAAGAAACUAAAUCCUCGGAUACGAGAUAAAAGCCAAUGAUGAUAUAUAUGCAUAUAUGUUUGUAUUAUGAAAAUAUUAAGGAUAAUUUUGUUUUACAAUUUGCCCCUUUCAGUUUAUACUUUUAUUUUUACUUUGUUACAUAUUUAUUUAAAGCUAUUUAUUAAAAUAAAAGCAUUUUCCAAUUUGAUUAGAAUCUCAUCAAAAUGAAAUAUCUUUACUGUAAGGAAUUCUCCAUCAAUGAUUUAUGAGAUUUUUAGACACAAGUUAACCCUUUAGCAUUUAAACUGGCUAUAUCCAGCACAAAUGUUCUACCUGUUUUAUGUUCAAACUAGUCAAAUCUAACCUCUCACACCUACCCUACAGUGUCAUUCUAAAAAUAAUCAAUUACAUCAUUGAAAUCUCAAAGCUACAAGAUAAUAGAUGAUUAAUUCAAAACAAUAUGAAUAAAUAAGCAUUAAAUUUGACAGAGUCAUCUGUAAUCUGAAUGCUAAGGGUUAAAGGAACAAAAAUAUUUUGUCUUGCAUUUGGUGAUUAUGGCAAACUAUUAUGUAUUAUGUGUUUAAUGAUAAAAAUGUGAUAUUUUGAUGGAACUUUUUGUAGUUGUAACAGUAUUAUGCUAGUCUAAAACCGGAUUAGUAUUAUUCUUUGAAGAUUAAAAUAUUUUGUUUUACUUUUUCUUUUUUUUAUAUUAAAUAAAUUUAUUGUAACUUAAGUUGUUAUCUUU
Molecule: messenger RNA, 5502 nt
Organism: Octopus bimaculoides (California two-spot octopus)
Lineage: Eukaryota; Metazoa; Mollusca; Cephalopoda; Octopoda; Octopodidae
Product: 5'-nucleotidase domain-containing protein 3
Molecular function (GO): 5'-nucleotidase activity
Source: RefSeq, a predicted model, not a curated record